This is a messenger RNA of Armigeres subalbatus, 1402 nucleotides long. RefSeq lists its product as uncharacterized. Gene Ontology annotation, cellular component: cytosol; cytoplasm. The transcript has 2 exons. Gene Ontology annotation, biological process: isoprenoid biosynthetic process; isopentenyl diphosphate biosynthetic process, mevalonate pathway; cholesterol biosynthetic process. Gene Ontology annotation, molecular function: ATP binding; mevalonate kinase activity. The record is from RefSeq and is a predicted model, not a curated record. Bases 6 to 1193 code for a protein of 395 amino acids. Lineage: Eukaryota; Metazoa; Arthropoda; Insecta; Diptera; Culicidae.
UAACAAUGGAUACUCUGACUGAUUUCGAAGUCUCAGCACCUGGAAAAGUAAUUCUCCAUGGUGAGCAUUCGGUUGUAUACGGAAAACCUGCCAUCGCCGGACCUAUUGGACUUCGAACAUAUCUCACUUAUAAGAAAAUAGAUCGUCCGGAAGUCAUCCUCAACUUUGCCUCGAUUCCGUUUCAAUCGAAGCUAACUCUGCCAUCUUUCAACGAAUUUCUCGACCAGUACAACUGCGACACACAUCUGCAACCACUCGAACUUCUCUCGACGCUACGCACAACGGAAGGAUUUCCCUUCGCCAAAUAUGUUUCUCCACAACCCGCACACGACUCGAUAAAAGAACGUUUUUCACUCGGCUGCGCGCUCUAUCUCAUGAACCGAAUUCUCCGAUACGAAGGAGUCAACUCACUGCCGAGCGGAUUCGAGCUAACAAUCAAAUCGGUAAUGAGCAUUGGUGCCGGUUUGGGUAGCUCAGCGGGUUAUGGAGUUUGUAUCGCUACCGGAGCUUACAUAAUCGCACAAAUCUCGAAAGGACUUUUGAACGCAAACAACGCACCCAGUUAUUCACUUCAGGACGGUGAUCCCGAAGUUCUGAAGAAAAUCUGCCAGUGGGCUUUCGAUUCCGAGGUGGUCAUGCAUGAGCGGCCUUCGGGAAUCGAUAAUACUAUUUGCACUUACGGCAAUCUGAUCAAGUUCCGCAAAGGUGAACCGGUUGAGAACUUGAAGUUACGUCAGCAAAUCAACAUUCUUAUCGUUGAUACGAGAGUGAGUCGUACAACCUCGAAGCUAGCGGCAAAAGUGGUCGACCUGAAGGACCAACAUCCCAAAAUGAUUCAAUCGAUACUGGACGCCAUGGGACAUUUGGUGGACGACGCAGUGAAGCUUUUGGAAGACGAAAGCGAUCAGUUCGAUGCAUUGCGUACGCUGGUUGCGGUCAAUAAUAAUCUCUUGAGAUCGCUCGGCGUUAGUCAUCCAUCGCUGGAGAAGAUUUUCCAGCUGGCUGAUGCCAACGGGUUCGAUGCUAAACUUACUGGAGCCGGUGGGGGCGGAUGUGCUUUGGUGUUUCUGCCAAAAGACUACGAAAGUAUGGGGGAGUUUGGACAAUUGACGCAAAGCUUGACGGAAGCGGGAUUCGGUUGGAUGACUGCGUCUUUCGGUGGUAAAGGUGUUGAGUUUAGGAUGCUCGGAUGACGAACGGGCAAACGAAAGCAUAUUGAUCAAAGCCCAUCGCAAAAGUAGGUAGAGCUUUGAAGGUAUAAAAAUUGGUGGCGGGAUGAUGAUUGUGGUCAAAUCGGUAUUCUUCGUUCUCGUGGUGCUGAAAAGCCUUUCUACCAUGAGGUAUUUCUCUUAUAUUAUCGAGGUAUUAUUUGUUACAAAAUGAAACCGUAUUUUCAAAUUUA